GGGAGGAGGCUUCACUAAGACAGAGCGUACUACUGACUUACUGAGAGGACUACCAGUCAUAAUAUUACAACCUUUUCCUCUGCGCUCAAAACCACUGCAAAUCAUUCUCCUUGAUUUGGAUUUAGCAAAGAGGCAGCAUGUGUAAGGGAUUAGCAACACUGCCGGCAACCUGUAUGAAAAGUGCCAAAGACAUCAAGCACAAGAUUGGAUUUCUGCUCCAUAAGCCUGAGGUUCCACCAGACAAGGAACAGAUAAAAGAGAAGACCAACAUUGCCAAGAGAGUUUCACCUGCUGAUGUGGAGAAAUGGAAACUGUCCUUCAACAACCUGAUGAAUAGUGAAGCUGGCCGUACGGUGUUCACUACCUUCCUGAAGGCAGAGUUCAGCCAGGAGAACAUGGAGUUCUGGAAAGCUUGUGAGAAAUACAAAAUGUCAGCCCCCAAAAAUAUGGCAGGUAAAGCCAAACAGAUCUAUGACCAGUACAUCGCGGCAGACGCUCUUAACGAGGUGAACUUGGACUCAGCAACGCGAGAGGAGACCAGACAGAACCUGUCUAAUGCCGGCCCAUUCUGUUUCGACAACGCCCAGCAGAAAAUCUUCACUUUGAUGGAGAAAGACUCAUACAGAAGGUUCCUCUAUUCCAAACUGAUCCAGGAUCUGUCCCUGUUGCCCACCACCACCACCCAACUCAGUGCUCUGGAGAAAAGGGGAGGGAUGAGAGGCUGUUCUGAGAGCGGUGGUGCAUAGACAGAGAUAGAAAGAGAGAAACAUUGACAAUUAAAACACUCUGUCAUAAUCUGUGAGGGAAAGAGUAGGUUCUCUUGAAGAGAAAACAUUGUUAUGAGUGGGUGGAUUUAGAUUUUUUUCUGUCCGUUGUUCAAGAGAACUAUUUCAACAAGUAUCACAAAUUGCUUGUCUUUCAGACUAGGGUAUGCUUGGAGAGGAAGAGAAGAAAAUGAUCAGAGAUGUGAUUUUCAGGACGAAAUAUCAUCCUCUUUCUCCUGAUUUUCCAUUGUUUUGUGAGGGUCUACUUUCUUUCCAUGUAAUAUCUUCCUGAGCUCUAACAAGUGUCAAAUGAUUCAAACUGAGAUUUAGGCAUUUCACUCUGGUCAGCUCCCUGUUUCCCCCCUGUCUGGCUUUCAUCAAGGGCUCAAAGCUAAGUCAUGCAUGUACGCCAAUAAUGCUUUCCGGCUUGAAAAUGCUCUUCCUCAAACUGAGUGUUAAAUUAGAUUAUAGUUUAUGAAUGGAUAUAACUAUGUCUGGAUUGGUGUUAAAAGCUCCUUUCACAUGACUGGUGUUUAUGUUUUUCUAUCAUUGCUUUACCUUAGGCUAGUUUGUGCACUGCUGAGGUGUAGCUCACUUGCCCUCUGUUAACCUGCCGAUGAAGUCAUGACCAGGUGAUGUUUUGAUUCAAAACACAGGGGAAAACAAUGAGAAACUACCUCUCUAUCCAUCCCUAUCCCACUUUCUGGCUGACCUGAACAUUGACUGGUUAGCAACUAGCUGUCUUCUCAAGAGGAAGUUUGUGACUGUUCCUGUAAUAUGACUCAGGUUGUCACUAAACCAACUAGAGUGCAUACUAAUAGUGUUGGAUCUGUAACAUCCAUUUGUAUUGGUCAUAUCUUCACUAAUGCUGCAGAGCUUUGCUCCAAGGCAAUACCAGUUUCCUUUGGCUGUAGUGACCAUAACAUUGUGGCAAUAACAAGGAAAGCCAAAGGUUGGGCCUAAAGUCAUUUAUUAAUUGUUAAUUCCAAUUGUUGACAAGCAUGCACCAGUUAAGAAUCGAACUGUGAGAACUGUUAGAGCCCGAUGGAUUGAUGAUGAAUUGAAAAAUUGUUAUGGUUCAAAUAAAUAAUGCAAAAGAAGUGGCAAACAAGUCAGGCUGAUCAGCUGAUUGGUUGACAUACUGUAAACUUAACAAAAAGAAGAAAUUAUAUUACCAAAA
This is a messenger RNA of Oncorhynchus tshawytscha (Chinook salmon), 1944 nucleotides long. Its product is annotated as regulator of G-protein signaling 4. The coding region runs from base 138 to 746 and encodes 202 amino acids. NCBI's taxonomy places the organism in Eukaryota, Metazoa, Chordata, Actinopteri, Salmoniformes, Salmonidae. The record is from RefSeq and is a predicted model, not a curated record. The transcript is spliced from 5 exons.